Molecule: messenger RNA, 2628 nt
Organism: Histoplasma mississippiense
Lineage: Eukaryota; Fungi; Ascomycota; Eurotiomycetes; Onygenales; Ajellomycetaceae
Exons: 5
Coding region: 1-2628 (875 amino acids)
Biological process (GO): cytoskeleton organization; small GTPase-mediated signal transduction
Cellular component (GO): cytoplasm; cell division site; division septum
Molecular function (GO): GTPase activator activity
Source: RefSeq, a predicted model, not a curated record
AUGCGGGGUUUUGCAGAUUCGUUCUGGACUCCCGACUAUGCCAGCGGGUUGGGUGUCCUGAUAUCCAAGUUGCAGCAGGGAAUAGUGGAGAAUCAGCAAAUACUCACCAUUGCCAACAUGCGUGCCGCUGCGGAGGAACAGUACAGCUCAAAACUCGGCGAAAUAGCCCCCGCAAUCGAUCGCAUGACGAAUGGCUUUGCAAGAGAUGAUGGUGCCAGUGUCCGAAAGGCGUACGAGGGGAUCCGCAGCGAAAUGAUCGAAGCGACAAAAAAUCAUCAGAAAAUCGCAAACAGUAUCCGUGAACUCGUCGUCAACCCCUUUGGUCGCUGGGCCGAUCAGCACGAACUUCGAAUCCUCAACAGCCAAGAAGAGCUCCAGAUCAGGAUCAAGGAGCACUAUAAGCAGUCAGAGACCGUGAAGAAGCUGAGGACCCAGUACUUCAACAAAUGUCGCUUGGUCGAGGACUUGGAAGAGGAGAACAAAUUGGCUUUUCAAAGCCCCGAAAAGGAGAGUGCUGAUAGCCCCAAAGGUGCGCCUCCUCAUCCACCAACCAUCGUGCUUCCUGAUGCUUCAGAAGACUUCGAACCGGUGGAACUGGGGGACAAAAUUUUCCCACCAGAAGAGCUCAAGAAACUGUUGACUCAUAUGUUGGAAUCCAUUAAACUCGGGGAGGUUAAGUUUCCCAUUUUAGGCACCUAUCAAAAUACGUCCACUGGUGCAGACAUUGUGGACUUUAUUCAGAAAAGCAUGGGUGCGUCGACCGUCAGCUAUGCGGAAAGAAUCGGCCAAGAUCUGGUGGACAAUGGCUUCUUGCGCCUUGUUGGAAACGUUGGCAGCACUUUUGCCAACAGCUCGAGAAUGAAUUACCAGUGGCGUUCAAAAUCUUUCCAGAUUUCAGGUAUUCCUGAGAAAAAGAAGCCGCUGAUGCGGGUCACAUCGAUGGGGUCUGGAGGCGACGAGGUUGCGGAUUCUCCCACUGCUGUUGCCGUUGCUGAUUUAUUCUCCCAAUGGAACCCACUUAAUAACUCGAAUCCUAAUGAGACCCCCGCCCAAAAGCUUCGACGCGAAGCCCGGGAAGCCGAUGAGCGAUACAAGGCUGCAGUGAAAAAACUCGACCGCUUACGAUGCCAUCUUGAGGAAGAAAUGAUAGACUAUCUCAAGUUCAUGGAACGCUGUGAACUAGAUCGUUUGAAGGCUAUCAAAGCGGUUGUGUUAGAUUUCUCGGGAGCAAUUAGCAAUGUCGUUCCGUCUCUGCGCAGCACAGUCGACAAGAUGAUGCUAUAUCAAGAGACUAUCCAGCCCCUUGGAGACCUGAGAUAUUUGUUGGAGAAUUAUCGUACUGGAGCAUUUGUUCCCCGCGUUCAGCCUUAUGAGAACUAUUAUGGCAAUGUUGACGAACAAACCUUCGGUGUAGAUCUGGAAGCCAGGGCUCGGGCGGAUAGGAAGCGUGUUCCUAUCUUGAUUACAACUAUCUUGACCUAUCUUGACAAUCACUAUCCGGACCUCGAGGGAGACGAAGCGCGCCGUGCUAUUUGGCUGCAUGAAGUUCCUCUCGUCGUCUCGCAUCAUUUACGCAAUGCUUUGAAUAAUGGAAAGCCAUUUAGCCAUGAAGUUUUAGAAAAAUACGACAUACCCGUUGUUGCGAAUGUUUUGAAAUUAUAUCUUCUUGAACUCCCUGAUUCUCUUGUUUCGUCUCAGGUUUACGAAAUCGUGAAGACGAUAUAUACCACAACAAAUGAGGCUCCUGCCGAAAGUCGCGUCAAGGUUCUUCAAAGUACUCUUGGACAGCUCCGCCUCAACAACAUCGCCACUCUUGACGCUAUCAUUACUCACUUUACUCGCCUGAUAGACCUCACAUCCGCAGACGAAGCCUACGUUACAGCCCUAGCACAAAAUAUGGCGCCUUGUAUUCUCCGCCCACGGCUCGAGAAUAACCUCACCAUGGAUGAACGACACAGCUACCGCCUCCUUCGCGACCUGUUCGACCACAAGGAUGAAAUUUUUGGCGAACUGAAACGCCAAUCAAGCACGUUGGGUAGCCUCGGGCCAGGAUCGAGACCCCGCGCCAUCAGCACUGACGAAAGCAACCGGCGCGCAAACAUGGAGGCCCGCCAACGAGCUAUCGUCGAUCGCAGCCGUGCCAAUAGCCCCGCCCCCGCCAACCGGCACAGACGUGAUAAAUCAAUCGGCGGCGAAUCGACCCGCUUCCCUGUCAACGUCAGCAGCCCUCCUGCAUCUGCCACGGGCCGAGGACCUCGCCAUAGUCUCGAGGUCCCAGAUUCAGCCGGCUCGUCUCCAGCCGCAGAUCGUACCGGCAAACCCACCAUUCCAUCCGCAACAGUCCGCGACUCCAUAACCACCAAUGGCAGCGCCGGCGCCAGCACCGUUGGCGGCGACCACGCUGCAACAGACAGCAUUAGCUCGACCACCACAUUAUCUGACCCCCACGCGCCCGCCAGUACUGUCAACAACGUCAUGGAGAAGAGCAAUUCCUUAUCCCGUUCGAGCGGGCGGUAUAGCCGCAUCACUGGGUUAAAGCGCGAUAGCGUGGCAGAGAAUGACAAGGUUGCAUCUGAGGCUCCGAAACCUGCCGGUGUGACAUUGCAGGAUGCGCCGAUGGAUGACUAA